AUGUGGGAUGCGAGGCUGGAGAGGAACCUCAUGAAUUUGUCACUUGUUGGGGGGACGUUUAUCCAGGCACCGGGACCUGAACGCGUCUCGCCCCUCUCUCCCCGCAGCGAGCCCCGCAUAGUGAGCCGGAUAUUUCAGUGCUGUGCCUGGAACGGAGGCGUCUUCUGGCUUAGUCUCUUCUUGUUCUACCGCGUAUUUAUCCCCGUCCUGCAGUCGGUGACGGCACAGAUCAUCGGCGACCCUUCCUUGCACGGUGACGUCUGGGCUUGGCUGGAGUUCAUCCUCACCUCCAUCUUCAGCGCCCUCUGGGUCCUGCCCCUCUUCGUCCUCAGUAAGGUGGUCAACGCCAUCUGGUUCCAGGACAUCGCGGAUCUGGCGUUCGAGGUGUCGGGCAGGAAACCUCACCCCUUCCCCAGCGUCAGCAAGAUCAUCGCUGACAUGUUAUUCAACCUCCUGCUGCAGGCCCUUUUCCUCAUCCAGGGGAUGAUCGUGAGCCUCUUCCCCAUUGACCUGGUGGGCCAGCUGGUCAGCCUCCUCCACAUGUCCCUGCUCUACUCCCUCUACUGCUUCGAGUACCGCUGGUUUAACAAAGGCAUCGAGAUGCACCAACGGUUGUCCAACAUCGAGAGGAACUGGCCCUACUACUUCGGCUUCGGCUUGCCGCUGGCUUUCCUCACGGCGAUGCAGUCCUCUUACAUCAUCAGCGGUUGCCUCUUCUCCAUCCUUUUCCCUCUCUUCAUCAUCAGCGCCAACGAAGCCAGGACCCCCAGCAAAACCUAGUGAGUUCCCUGCCUCCGCCGGGAGGUACCCUAAAC
Calidris pugnax (ruff) is the source of this 815-nucleotide messenger RNA. Its product is annotated as etoposide-induced protein 2.4 homolog. Gene Ontology annotation, cellular component: endoplasmic reticulum. The transcript has 8 exons. The record is from RefSeq and is a predicted model, not a curated record. NCBI's taxonomy places the organism in Eukaryota, Metazoa, Chordata, Aves, Charadriiformes, Scolopacidae. Gene Ontology annotation, biological process: macroautophagy. The coding region runs from base 1 to 780 and encodes 259 amino acids.